GGAGGACUUCCUGCUGAUUUUUGGCAGGAAUGUUCAUUAGCUACAUUAGGUACACGAUACUGUUCACACCUCUCGCGAUUUAGCAUCUCUUGAGAAAUUUUCAAUACUUUAUUUGUUUGUUCUUUUAAAUAAACAAAUAAUGGCUAAAUGGAACAAGAUUAUGGUAUUGUUGGUUUUCCAAUUACUGUAUUAUGCCAGCAUAUGCAAGUUUCAGACUUACAACGGACUGAUGAUCGACUACUUCGAAAACUGCCCGGAUCGUACUCUGCCCAACAGGGUCGAGAACCAGACCAUCAUCCAGCUGUCCAGGGAUAAGAUAGUCGUGAAUGCAGAUAUCGAAGUAACCAAGAUUACUCGAAAGCUUCCGGCACUCAUCAAGAUAUACAAGUGUCCUUCCAGGUCAGGCACAGACUGUGAGACCUUCCUCAGGGUCACUCAAAAGGACUUCUGUCGUAUCUUCACGGAGAAAGGACAAUUCUGGUCUGCCUUCUAUGAGAAAGCUGUCACUCCAAGAGUUUAUUGUCCUAUCAAGAAGGGGCGCUAUAUGAUAAGGAACGGUACUAUCGACCUAAAGAUGAUGCUCCAGUCAAUGCCUCCAGUGACAGACAUGCAGGACUAUUACUGGAAAUUCAGGACACAGCUGUUUACACCUGAUAAGGAGGAGCUGUUUUGUGUCACCAGUGGGGGAAGGCUACUCAAGUUCAGGAAGAAUUGAAAAUAU
Messenger RNA from Nezara viridula (southern green stink bug), 721 nucleotides. NCBI's taxonomy places the organism in Eukaryota, Metazoa, Arthropoda, Insecta, Hemiptera, Pentatomidae. The record is from the annotation of a GenBank genome assembly.